AUGCUCGAGUUGAUCGAAGAAAUCCGUACCGGUCAAGAGAAUCAAACGAACGAGUUUCGCAGACGAGCAGACUCACUCGACGACCGCUACGACAAACUCGAACGACUCGUCUUCGAGCACGUUACUCAGACCCAGGCACAAGGGAAACAAGCGGUUACCGACGGAAACAGAUCUCCGAUGAUGGAUCCAACCUCCGCCGAGUCAAACCGCCCACCUGACCCUCCGGAUCUGCGUCGAUUUCACCAAAACCACCACUUCCCCAACCCCUCCGCUCAAAACCAACCAAACCCGAACCCACCAAACCACUACCCACCAAACCCAAGCCCACUAAACCAAUACCCACCAAACCAAAGCCCACACCACCCCUACCCAACAACCCAUUACCCACCUCGCGACCGAGUAUGA
Eruca vesicaria subsp. sativa (arugula) is the source of this 405-nucleotide messenger RNA. NCBI's taxonomy places the organism in Eukaryota, Viridiplantae, Streptophyta, Magnoliopsida, Brassicales, Brassicaceae. The record is from the annotation of a GenBank genome assembly.